UGUCUGUUUGGGCUUGACAGCUGUGAUCUCACUGCUGUAGUUAGUUAUCAUGACCUCUCCCAAGGAGCCAAAUGCGCCGGUGAAAGUGACUCAAAAGCCAGAAGAGCAGGAGCUGGUGGGCAGUGCACCUCCACAGAGGAACUGGAAGGGGAUAGUCAUCGCCCUGCUGGUCAUCUGCAUCAUCUUGUCUCUGAUCGUCACCGCUGUCAUCGUGCUCACCCCAAUUGCAGAUGAUAGCCUUGCCCUCAAGAAGAAAGUCACCAUUGAGGACGUCUUCGGAGGAGAUUUUCAUGUGCACGACCCCGACGCUACAUGGCUCAGUGACAAUGUACUGCUGUAUCGAACACAAGAAGGGGAUGUGGUCAAACUCAACGUCGAAACACAGGAGAGGGUCGUUUUGGUGGAGAACAGGAAGUUUGAAAUGUAUAAAGCCACCAAGUACCAAAUAUCUCCAGACCUGGAACAUGUGUUGUUGGCCUACAACGUGGCCCCAAUCUACCAGCACUCCUACAUGGCAUUCUACAUCAUCUGUAGUCUCAUCACCCCGGAAACGUGGAGUCUGAAUCCUCCUGAGGUACGGAACUCCCUCCUGCAGUAUGCUGGAUGGGGACCCAAGGGCCAACAGUUGAUCUUUAUCUUUGAGAACAACAUCUACUACAGAGCGACAGUGGAGAGCAGAACCAUUCGCCUGGUGUCCACAGGGAAGGAGCGAGUCAUCUUCAAUGGCCUGAGUGACUGGCUGUAUGAAGAGGAGAUACUGCAGACCCACAUAGCCCAUUGGUGGUCUCCAGACGGUCUCAGACUGGCCUAUGCCACCAUCAACGACACCCUGGUGCGCAAGAUGGAGGUCCCCAUCUUCACUGGCGCCCUGUAUCCAACAGGGCUGGAGUGUCACUACCCUAAGGCUGGGGAGGACAACCCUGUAGUACACCUGUCUGUGGUGAGUCUGAACGGACCCCUUCACACGGUGGAGAUGAAGAAGCCAGACGACCCCAGGAUAGGAAGAGAAUAUUACAUCACAAUGGUAAAGUGGGCCACCAGCACCAAGCUGGCAGUCAACUGGCUGAACAGAGCUCAGAACAACUCCAUACUGACACUGUGUGAGGCCACCACAGGAGUGUGCACCAAGAAACAUGAGGAUGAAAGUGAGGGCUGGCUACACAGACAGAACGAGGAGCCACUCUUCUCCCAUGACGGAUACAAGUUCUUCUUCACCAGAGCUAUUCCUCAGGGUGGAAGGGGAAAGUUCUUCCAUAUCUCCAUGUCCACCUCCCAGCCCAACAGCAGCACAGACACUCUGCAGUCCCUGACAUCAGGCGACUGGGAUGUGACUCAGAUACUGGCCUACAGCCAAGAAAGGCAGCUCAUAUACUUUUUGAGCACAGAGGAUGAUCCAAAACGACGACACCUCUACAGUGCGGACACCAAUGGCCCAUUUAAUCGCUGCUGUCUGUCGUGUGAGUUCAAGUGUGGCUAUGUGGAUGGCUCCUUCAGCCACAACAUGCAGUACUUCCUGCUCAACUGUAAAGGCCCUGAUGUACCCAGUGUUGCCAUCUACAGUACCAAAGACAUACAGAAGGUCCUGGACCUGGAGACUAACGAGGGAGUGAAUAACACGUACCACAGCAUGCAGAUGCCCAAAGUGGAGUACGAGACCAUCACCAUAGACGAUUACACUCUGACAAUGCAGAUCCUGAAGCCAGCUGGUUUCAUAGACACAGCUCACUACCCCCUACUGCUACUAGUAGACGGAACACCUGGCGGACAGAUGGUGACAGAGCAGUUCCGUGUGGACUGGGCCACGGUGCUGGUGAGCAGUUACAGCACCAUUGUGAUCCGCUUCGAUGGCCACGGGUCCGGGUUCCAGGGCACCAAGCUCCUCCACCACAUUAGGAGGAAACUGGGUGUGAUCGAGGAGAGGGACCAGAUGGAGGCCCUCAGACUGAUAUCCAAAGAAAUGUACAUCGACAAAAGUCGAAUGGGAGUAUAUGGAAAGGUUUACGGAGGGUAUUUGGCCACAAUGCUUUUAAGUUCUGAUGACUCCCUGCUUAAAUGUGGAGCCGCCGUCUCGCCCAUCACAGAUUUUGAGUUAUACGCUUCAGCAUUUUCAGAGAGGUACCUUGGAUCACCAAAGACAGACUCUCGAAUAUACUCGAUGGCCAGUUUAGCACAUCGUGCAGGUCGUCUCAUGGACAGGAAGUACAUGAUUAUCCAUCCAACCGCUGAUGAGAAAGUCCAUUUCCAGCACUCUGCAAAAUUCAUCAACCAUUUAAUCAACGAGAAGGCAAAUUACUCUUUACAGAUCUACCCAGACGAGGGACACUUCCUGCAUAGCGAUGGCACUCGGCAACACCUGAGCCAAUCACUGGUCAACUUCUUUGAGGAGUGUUUCCGACUGCCGGACUUACCGAGCGAGGAAGAGAAGGACAAGGAGGAUGAGGGCGAUGGUUAAACCAGCUGACACAUGGUUAACGCUCUAGCCAGUUACUACAGCACAAUAUGCAACAAAUCUUUCUCAACUCAUUACCCAUAGCCUGUUUCCAGAUCUGUUUGUGCCGUCUUGCCAACUCAGCUAGUCAGCUAAUGAUCAUUUAGAGUUGGCAUUGGUGAAACAGAUCUAGGAUCAGGCUAACCUACUCCAUCCUCUGUAUAAUUUGGGCUUCUCUUUAGGGCACAUACCUGCAUGUACCAAUAACCUCACACCUCACCCUUUUCCUCUUCUUCAUCACUUCUGGUUGGCUGACAACUGGACUGGCCAGCAGACAUCAAAUUGUGCUGCUGUUUUUAUCCUCUUAGAUGUAAUGGCAAAAUGUAGAUUUUCUCCUAAAUAGAAAUACUCAAAGGUAACUACUAUUCAUGUGUAAUUACAUAGUUCUGACAUGCAAAAAUGUUGUAUAUUUGAAAAGAUGACAUCUGGGAGAUUAUCAGAAGAUAGGAGUUACAUAGUUCAGAAUACACAAGAUCAAGCACACACAAAAUCAUUUUUAUUUUAUUUUGAAAGUAAUCUUUCAUUGACAAGCUAUAAGUGAAUUAUUGAUGCCAAGAGCUGGAAACAUAUGAUGGCUUCCACAACAUGUGAACAAUAUCAGGAAAAAAAAUGGGAUUGAUAGACUUAACAACUAGAAAUGGCAGAUGUUUUAGUAAGUGGUGUCAGGUGUGGUCACAGAACGUUUCCAAGUGUCCCUAAACCUCUCCAAAGCGGCAUAUGUCUGUAAAUUAGAUAAUUCCAGUGCUAUUACAUAUUUGGAAUCCCUUAAUGUUAUUUGUUCAGUAUAAAACACACUUUCUACCAUAUCAACCUCACUCAAACAUUGUGAUGGUGUUAUUCAAGUGUCCUUUCAACCUCUCCAGUGUCCAAAUGUGGUAAUUGCACUGUUUUUGCACACUGGAUGUGCCCAAAAGUUAAUGUUCACUAUAAAAACGAAAUGUCUACAAAACCAACCUCUCUCAAACAUUUGCGGGGUGUCGGGACAUACAGGGGAUAUCCAAUGUGUUUUCAUCGUAUUUUUCAUGCGCAAAUAUAGUGACUCGAUGUUGCCAUUAAGUCAUAUGUCAUCAGAUACAUUUGGCAAUAGGCUAGAUUUGUUCCUACCAACCUAGAGAUUAAUGUCAUACCCCCAAUUUAGCUAUAGCUCAAACACAGAACCAAUCUAAGUUUACCUUUGCUGUUUGGUGAAAACGUUGUGUAAAAUCAACGGGGGUGGUGAUCAAUAACUGUAGGUCACAUGCAGACUAAUAAGACAUCCUCAUGAUAUGUGGUAUCCUGGUUUACGGUGUGAAUCAACGUAUUCCAUGUUGAUUUCGUUUAUGCCUCACAAGGCUAACCGGAAGGUAGGUAGCAGACAUCUUGAAACGAGGUCAUCGGCUCGGCCUGCCCUUAUGUCCAUAUAUGGCAGUAACUCACCAAAGCUUCUAAGGCACAGAUCAACAGCGAAGAUACUCCGCUUUCCGCAGACACCCUGCUUUUGCAAAUAGUGGCUACGGUUCUCAUACCAGACUGAACUGAAAAAUGAAAUAGGGUCCCCAAAUAAUGGGUACUUUACAUUUAAGAGGUUAACACCGGAAUCACAGAAACCAUCAGAAACGUUCUGGUGGUUGGUGAAUUAUGUAAUUUGACUAUGGUACCAAAAACAGGUACUACCCCUGUCCUCCAUCUUUACUGCAUUGGAAUUGAUUAGCCAUAACAUUCGUAGGGGAACUUUUGUGCUAAAGACGUGUGUGGGGGAGAGGAGAUGCAACCCACAGGCGGUGGGUUAGCAGUGCUCUAAGUUCUUUUUCUGGACCAAAUAAACUGGUCACUGAAGGAGACCAGUAAACCCACCUGUGGAUAUCAGAUGCUGUAGUGAAACACCCCAACGGCAUCCGUGUAGGGAUCCAGCACAAAAUAUCCCAUAUUCCCUUCCCAAAUAUCAUGGCUAAUCAAUUCCAAUGCAGUAAAGAUGGAGGGAACAUACAGGAGCUACCCAUUGUUGGUACCAUCAUUAUAAAUGACAAUUCACCAACAACUUUCUGAGGAUUGUAUCCAUGAUACUAAAACAGCAGUAGCAGUUAUUUCUCUUAAUUGGGGUUUGUAAUCUUCAGUAUGGCUUUGAAUUGAUGUACGUUGGUACGGUGGUUACAUUUGGACCUCCUUUCCAAAUGAGGACACAAUGUUUGAGACUACAUGUUUGUUAAACUAUUUUGACCUCUUUUGGGAUUAUUACAUUCAUUUGGAAUGGAGCUCUAGUGUUGUGUUAGUCACUGUGCCUUACUACUAGGGGUUAACCAAGGUAUUCAUGUCAGGGACUAUAAACCCUUCAAUGGAAACACUACUUUUCAUUUUUCAUGUAAGCAAGAUUGGUCAAAGCCAGCCGCCAGUUGUCCUUCCGCCAACAACUGCAGGCACAUGUGGAGCUCUAUAGUUAUAUAUAAACAAAUAUUGUACAACAUGACACGUAAUGACUUCAGUUGAAUCGUUACAAUCUGACCAGUCCGUAUGUAGGAACAUGUGAUUUUAUAACACCCAUUAUAUAUGUACUAUAACACAGUAAUGUUGUGCUUGUAUAAAAUAGACACCUGAACAUGUUCUGGCUUUUGUAACUACAAAAGGUUCUUGAGGCACAUUGUGUAUCUUUUCUAAUUUGGCAAGUUACAAUGUUUGGUUAUUUGUUAAACAGCUUGAAUGUCCGUCGAGAUGUCAUUUCUGUUAGUAUUGUCAGUGAAAGUUUCUAGUCAGCUGAUGUACAAAAUGUAUAAAUCUUACAUUGUUGAAAAGUCCUGAACUAUGUGUGUGCGACUUGUACAUAAAGCAUUUUCAAAUUUA
Molecule: messenger RNA, 5302 nt
Organism: Oncorhynchus tshawytscha (Chinook salmon)
Lineage: Eukaryota; Metazoa; Chordata; Actinopteri; Salmoniformes; Salmonidae
Product: dipeptidyl aminopeptidase-like protein 6
Exons: 26
Coding region: 50-2452 (800 amino acids)
Biological process (GO): proteolysis
Molecular function (GO): serine-type peptidase activity; dipeptidyl-peptidase activity
Source: RefSeq, a predicted model, not a curated record